Messenger RNA from Cynara cardunculus var. scolymus (artichoke), 2059 nucleotides. Its product is annotated as common plant regulatory factor 1-like. The transcript has 10 exons. Gene Ontology annotation, molecular function: DNA-binding transcription factor activity; sequence-specific DNA binding. NCBI's taxonomy places the organism in Eukaryota, Viridiplantae, Streptophyta, Magnoliopsida, Asterales, Asteraceae. The record is from RefSeq and is a predicted model, not a curated record. Gene Ontology annotation, biological process: regulation of DNA-templated transcription. Bases 570 to 1658 code for a protein of 362 amino acids. Gene Ontology annotation, cellular component: nucleus.
GGCCAUCCCCUGAGGGGUUUCUUUAUUUACUUAUUUUUUUUAAUGAAACCUUCAAUUUCCUGAUUGUAAGGGCUGGUGCCAUCUUAUCUAAAUAUGACUGAUGGAUUUUUCAUAUUGACCUCUUGGACCUUUUAUUGUUGGUCUUUUUAGAGAAAGAUAAUCAUUGAAGUUUUGUUAGUGUCUUGCUACAUUUUGAUGAAUUUUCUUUUAACUAAUUACUUAUUAUUAUCACCAAACCAUAUCUAAGGAUGGGAGAUAGGUGAAUUAUAAGAGUAAUUCAGGUUAUUAUGUCUUUAGUGCGACAGGGAUGUACUUUUAGCAAACAAAAGAUGAUUGGUCGCUUUCAGUAUUUGUUCUUUGGUACAUCCCAAGUUGAUAGCAAUAGUUAUAAUCAUGUUGACUAUAAUCUUGUUUAUGCAGUUUCUCCGUCUUCUGGCGUCUGGUCCUGUUAUAUUGACAUGCUUGUCGUUUUGCAGCUGAGUGACCGAGUAUCUAGCUAGAUUAACUAUAUAGGUAACCACAGCAAGGAUUUCUCACAUCGUCAUUGAAUCAGUUUGAGGUACUAGCUCAUGGGGAUCCAUGAAGAGGAAAAGCCUUGUAAGCCUGAAAAAUCCUCUUCACCUCCAACGCAGGAGCAGGAGCAACAGCAGCAACAGACCAACGUUCAUGUGUAUCCCGAUUGGAUGGCCAUGCAGGCAUAUUACGGCCCUAGAAUGGCUGUACCGCCAUACUUCAACUCAGCUCUUGCAGCUGGUCAUGGCCCUCCCCCUUAUAUGUGGGGACCUCCGCAGCAUAUGAUGCCACCCUAUGCUGCAUUCUAUCCACAUGGAGGUGUUUAUGCGCAUCCUGGAGUUCAUCUCGCAACUAGUCCUCUGAACGUUGAUUCUCCUGCCAAGUCAUCAGGGGAUUCUGAUCGAGGCUUGAUGAAGAAGUUGAAAGGAUUUGAUGGGUUGGCAAUGUCAAUAGGCAAUGGCAAUGGUGAUGGUGCUGAAGGUGGAAAUGACAAUGGGAUCUCUCACAGUGGCGAGACUGAAGGUUCCAGUGAAGGAAGUGACGGGAAUACAACUGAGGGAGGUCAAGUUGGUCGGAAAAGGAGCCACGAAGGGUCACCUAUUCUUCCUGCAGUUGGCAAGUCUGAAACGCACAGCGGUGAACUUCUUUCUACUGGAGCAGAUGGAACUUCCAGUAAAACGUCAGGUGUUGCUGUUGCUUCUGCUAAGGUUUCGGGUAAAGCAGGAGGGGUUCUUUCUGCCAACCCAAUCACUGAACUGAAUCUCAAGAAUUCUCCGACUGCAGCUGCUAACAUGACUUCAUCAUUUGUUCCCUUGAUACCCAAUGAGAAUCUGCUGCAGAAUGACCGAGAACUGAAAAGGGAGAGGAGAAAGCAGUCUAAUCGAGAAUCUGCCAGAAGGUCGAGAUUAAGGAAACAGGAAAAACUUAAGAACACAGAAAGAGGAGUUAUGGAAGAUCCAAGGUGCAACAAGGGUUCGGGUUCAUCUCUGAGCACGGCUAACCUCCUCUCUCGAGUCGACAACAGUUCUGGUUGUGUGGUUAGAAACGAGGGAGAAAGCGAAGUGAACAAAGACCCCGAUUCUGGUGCAAAGUUGCGUCAACUCCUUGAUUCGAGCCCCAGGGCCGAUGCUGUUGCUGCUGGCUAGUCGUUAGUCAUAGUCAAUCCUAUAACAAAACAAACAAUAAGUACCUGUUUUUUUACUUGGUAUUUCUAGUUAAUUUUGGUGCAACGAUAAAGCCAAAAUCGAUACUAACGUUAGAGAAAACAAAACUACCUGAUUAGGUUGGGAGUUGGGUGAAAGAAAGAACCCGAGUCCCCAAGAUUUUAGAGUUUGGUCUGAUUAUGUGGUUUUAGAUUUCGAGUGGCGAAUCUGAAAUGCGUAUUUAGUUUCAGAUGAUGCCUUGAAACUGGCCACCGAUAGUGUUUAGUGUAAUUAUUAAGAACCUGCUACUUGCUAGAUACCGAUAAUAUGAUUUGUGUAAGAUAUAUAUGAUGAGCAUUGGAACUCAUGGUUAAUGUGAAUUGAGUUUGGAUUAUCGCGUUCUA